Phycomyces blakesleeanus NRRL 1555(-) is the source of this 171-nucleotide messenger RNA. RefSeq lists its product as hypothetical. The coding region runs from base 1 to 171 and encodes 56 amino acids. The record is from RefSeq and is a predicted model, not a curated record. NCBI's taxonomy places the organism in Eukaryota, Fungi, Mucoromycota, Mucoromycetes, Mucorales, Phycomycetaceae. The transcript has 2 exons.
AUGAGAGAUGCCCAUUUUGGAGUCAAGGUGAUUUUGAUGGUCUGUUCGGGGUGUUGGAAUAUAAGAGAUUCGAGUUCUUUGGCCUUUGAAUCUCUAGAGACCGGUAAAGAAGAAGAAGAAGAGGAAGCCGAGUGUCGGUUACGAGAGAAUCUGCGGGACAGGAUUGUUUGA